Protomyces lactucae-debilis is the source of this 840-nucleotide messenger RNA. RefSeq lists its product as uncharacterized. The transcript has a single exon. Bases 103 to 528 code for a protein of 141 amino acids. NCBI's taxonomy places the organism in Eukaryota, Fungi, Ascomycota, Taphrinomycetes, Taphrinales, Protomycetaceae. The record is from RefSeq and is a predicted model, not a curated record.
GUCUGUUUGUCCCUUGACUACUCAGCUAAAGGGUGGUCAACACUAGUCAUGACCGGAACCAGCAGACAGAGAAGCAGACGUCUAUCGUCCGCAUGACCACUGAUGACAGACUUUCGGAGAAUUAGGACGGUGCUCUCGAGUACUUCCUUGAUCUGCGUAAUUAAGACUACAACGGUAUCUGACUUGUUCAUGCGAGGCUUUGCAGUACGUCGCAAAGCUGUUGCUUUCUGCUUAUGCGUCUGCUUCUCUGUCUGUUGGUGUUGGGCAAGUGCAUGUAUAUGUGCAUGUGAAUAUGGCUCGCGUUACAUCAUGUUGCAGUUGAUUGGGGAACGAAACUUCUCGCACAUAUCUAUGGUUGUCAGUGUCAUUGUGUGCUAUCUACACAACAGGCAUUUACAUGCUCACGCGAUAAUGCCGUCAAUGACCCAUCAAAGGCUCUCAUUCGUAGUGUCAAUGUGUCAUCGACUCAUCACUCUCAUCAGUCACACUACCAUAUGCGCAUUGCGCAUGCCUAAGCGGGUUUGUUAGAGACGACCGGCCAGGCUUCAUCUUAGAUUACUGGUCUGCGGGCGGCCGUCCCGUCUAUUUCAUCAUCAACUUACAUGCUUGUGGAAGUUGUGGUUCGUGACUUGUGAAGUUGUGAGUCGUGACUCGUGAGUCGUCAGUCGUCAGUCGUGGAGUAUCACGAAUAUGGUCAGUUGCCAGUUGGUCAUCUGGAAUGACAAUCACAUGCGAAACGAAUGCUGCAGUCUGUGCGCCGGAUAUGCUCAUGGCUCAUCUGUUCGUUGUCGCUCGAUUUGUUUAUUAUUUACCGCGGAAUGUCGCGAAGAAGAGAGCAAG